AUGAGAGCUCCCCUGAAUGAUGCUGAGGAUGUCCCGACGGGAGCUGCGGAGACCCAGACACAGACAAUUCCUAGCAAGUUCGCUCUCGCCUUCCCAGCAGCAGCUCAACCUGUUCUGGUCCAGCAUCCUGACGAGCUGACGUUCGAUAUGUACGACAGUGUUAUGCUUACACAAGUGUAUGUGUGGCACCUCGUCUUUCGUGACCUCAAGGAUGUCGAUGAUCCCGUUCAAUUCGAUUACAUGCUUGGUAAAAGUGCGACUAAUAUGACGACAGGUGUUGCGCUCAUGAUGGAAGACCGACUUUAG
This is a messenger RNA of Cercospora beticola, 306 nucleotides long. RefSeq lists its product as uncharacterized. The record is from RefSeq and is a predicted model, not a curated record. Lineage: Eukaryota; Fungi; Ascomycota; Dothideomycetes; Mycosphaerellales; Mycosphaerellaceae.